Messenger RNA from Dioscorea cayenensis subsp. rotundata (Guinea yam), 608 nucleotides. Its product is annotated as dirigent protein 19-like. The record is from RefSeq and is a predicted model, not a curated record. The transcript has a single exon. Lineage: Eukaryota; Viridiplantae; Streptophyta; Magnoliopsida; Dioscoreales; Dioscoreaceae. Bases 47 to 505 code for a protein of 152 amino acids.
UUCAUCAUCAUCAUCAUCAUCAUCUUCAUUAGAGAAACUCAAAAGAAUGAAAAAGAAAAAGCGAACACACUUCACAGUGUACUGGCAUGACAUAGUGAGCGGCCCCAACCCAUCCGGUGCCAUGGUGGCUCAAGCUCCAUCCACCAACACCUCCACCACCUCCUUCGGCCUCGUUCGCAUCAUUGACAACCCUCUCACCAAAGGCCCAACCAUGUCCUCCGACCUCCUCGGCCAUGCUCAGGGCCUCUACGCUUUCACUUCUUUGGAGUCUGUUGGCCUUUUCAUGGCCAUGAACUUUGUCUUCACUUCCGGCAAGUAUAAUGGUAGCACUGUCACCAUUCUUGGCCGGGAUGAGAUCUUCACUGACGUCCGAGAGUUGCCGGUCAUCGGCGGCAGUGUUCUUUUCCGGUGGGCUCAGGGGUAUGCUCAGGCCAGGACUAGCGUAGUCAAUAUGACUACUCAUGAUGCUGUUGUUAAGUAUGAUGUGCAUGUAAUGCAUUACUAAUUAAUUACUUCAUCUUUAUCAAUUUCUUUUUUAUUUAUAGGCAUAUAUAUUUCUCUGCUAGAAUCUCAAACCAAAUCCUUAUUAUGCUAAUUAAAACUUUAUU